Messenger RNA from Chelmon rostratus (copperband butterflyfish), 2922 nucleotides. It is a transcript of the gene ppp2r2ab, whose product is annotated as protein phosphatase 2, regulatory subunit B, alpha b. The transcript has 10 exons. Gene Ontology annotation, biological process: peptidyl-serine dephosphorylation. The record is from RefSeq and is a predicted model, not a curated record. NCBI's taxonomy places the organism in Eukaryota, Metazoa, Chordata, Actinopteri, Chaetodontiformes, Chaetodontidae. The coding region runs from base 234 to 1571 and encodes 445 amino acids. Gene Ontology annotation, cellular component: protein phosphatase type 2A complex; cytosol. Gene Ontology annotation, molecular function: protein binding; protein phosphatase regulator activity.
AGACAGAGGGGGAGAGUGACUGUCACACGGAGUGAAACAACAGCGAGGGGAGCGGGAAAGAGAAGGGGAGAGGAAUAAAGUAACCAGCGUUUAAUUUCGCGCCCGACGUGCAGGUUUGCGCAGACAGACAGCAGAGAUUCAGCGGAAGAAAAGUUCAGAUCCCACGAACUCGCGCGUGGGAGUGGGAAGCAGGAUCGUGACUGACUGAGGCAAGCUCCACUGUCUGUCUCGACAUGGCAGGACCUGGAGGUGACAUGCAGUGGUGCUUCUCUCAGGUGAAAGGAGCCAUCGAUGACGACGUAGCUGAAGCGGACAUCAUAUCCACAGUUGAGUUUAACCACACAGGGGAGCUGCUCGCCACAGGAGACAAGGGUGGGCGCGUAGUCAUUUUCCAGCAAGAAAUAGAGAAUAAGAAUCAGCCUCAGUUCCGCAGUGAAUACAAUGUUUACAGCACUUUCCAGAGCCACGAGCCCGAGUUUGACUACUUGAAGAGUUUGGAAAUAGAAGAAAAGAUCAACAAGAUUCGCUGGCUUCCUCAGAAGAAUGCUGCCCAGUUCCUUUUGUCAACUAAUGAUAAAACAAUCAAGUUGUGGAAAAUCAGUGAAAGAGACAAGAGACCAGAGGGCUACAAUCUCAAAGAGGAGGAUGGACGCUACAAAGACCCCAACACCAUCACGUCACUGCGGGUACCAGUUUUAAUACCCAUGGAUCUCAUGGUGGAAGCCAGUCCACGCAGGGUGUUCGCCAAUGCUCACACCUACCAUAUCAACUCUAUCUCAGUCAACAGUGACAAUGAGACCUAUCUGUCUGCAGACGACCUCCGCAUCAACCUGUGGCACCUCGAGAUCACGGACCGCAGCUUCAAUAUUGUUGACAUUAAACCGGCCAACAUGGAGGAGCUAACAGAGGUGAUCACAGCAGCAGAGUUCCACCCUCAUCAGUGUAACACCUUCGUCUACAGCAGCAGCAAAGGAACCAUCCGUCUGUGCGACAUGAGGAUUUCAGCGCUGUGUGACAAGCACUCCAAAUUGUUUGAGGAGCCAGAAGACCCCAGUAAUCGCUCCUUCUUCUCUGAGAUCAUAUCCUCAAUCUCAGAUGUUAAGUUUAGCCACAAUGGACGCUACAUGAUGACCAGAGACUACUUGUCUGUGAAGAUUUGGGAUUUGAACAUGGAGAACAGGCCAGUGGAGACCUAUCAGGUUCAUGAGUACCUGAGGAGCAAGCUGUGCUCGCUCUACGAGAAUGACUGCAUCUUUGAUAAGUUUGAAUGCUGCUGGAAUGGCAAUGACAGUGUGGUGAUGACUGGCUCAUACAACAACUUCUUCCGGAUGUUCGACCGUGGCCACAGGAGGGAUGUAACUUUGGAGGCGUCCAGAGAAAACAGCAAGCCCAUGCAGGUCCUAAAGCCCCGCAAAGUGUGCGCUGGUGGCAAACGUAAGAAGGAUGAAAUCAGCGUGGACAGUUUGGACUUCAACAAGAAGAUCCUUCACACUGCGUGGCAUCCCCAGGACAACAUCAUCGCAGUGGCGACUACCAACAACCUCUACAUAUUCCAGGACAAAGUGAACUAACUGGGGUGAGCUUAUGUGAGAUCUGGUGUGGGUGACUUCAUGUGUCCCACCUGCAGCCUCAUCCAGGGUGAUCUGUGGAAACGCCGACAACCAGCAUCCCUGUCCGUCGCUACUGAGUGACCAGUCUUUGCCACUUUGUUCUAGAUGUGGACAGAGGAAGCCUCACUCUUGCCCAUCAUCAGCCUGUCUGUCUGCGGCAGAGUAACACCCGCCUUGUUGUUUAAGUGAUGUUGUGCCAAUUUUUUUUUUUUUUUUCCCCUCAGCCCACCUGCCCUUUUCUUCCCUGUCUUAUCAUGGGUAAACCAGUUUAUUACUUUCCUUAAAAUUCUGAAUACAAACACAAUUAUUUUUAUAACUUCUCCCCAAUGGCUCCGUGGUAAAAAAUGAAAAACACUUAUUUAGUAUGUCCCCUUGUCCUUGUUGUCCUGUGCCAUUGUAGUGUUUAUUUUUCUAAUAAAAAACAUUUUUUGUGUGUAUAUACACCUUAAAUUCAUCUGUUAUAUUCUCAUCAUAUUGUUUGAGUCUCUUCACAUGUCUCCCUGCUUUCAUUAAACCGUGCAUACUCAUCAGUCACAAAUUAAUGCUCACAGUUUUCUUUACACACUUACUGCUCAUACUGGAAAGCAACACCUCGCGGUUGCUGCCAGGAGUUUGAGAAGCGCAGUGUGUUUUCAGAUUGAAAGCCCAGACCACCCAAUGAGGAGCUAUCCUGCUCACUUUCAUUGUGCCUCAGGCUCUGGGCGGCCAAAGGCCAAAUAAGUCCAGACUCCAGAGGAGAUUGUGAUGAUGAUGAUGAUGGUGAUUUUUUUCUUUUUAUGGGCUCUGUGUCUUGACACCGUUUGGUUCCUCUUCCUUCCUUUGUUUGUGUUCAACAAUAGUCAGGUAUAAGAGAUAGCCUAUUCAAAGAUAAUUAUGAUUGUCAUAUUUAUAUUAAAAAAAAGUUAAAAUGUCACCAGAUUUGUUCCGUCCUAUUUUGUGAAGAGACGCUGGACCUUACACAUAUCUUUGAGUGAUCUUAAGUGUUGUCUUCCCACAGUGUACCACAGCACUGAAGCUGUACUUCACAACAGGGAAAACCUUUGAUUUGACACUGGACCCUCUUACUGCACCACUUAAAGUACUUGGAUGUGUAAGACUGCAGUUUAACAGAAAACAUUAUUUGAGGCAUUAAGUCAAUUAAGUGUUUAAACUACUGCAGACGUUAUUACUGCUACUGUAUGUGAUGGUACAAUAAGCUGCACAAGAAUUUGCAGCAGUUGAUGUUUCCACACCAUAUUUAAAAUGUGGUCAGUUUAGACUAUAUUGAUGCCUCCAGUAAUGUGUACCUACAAUUUUAAUCUAUGACAGUGAA